Molecule: messenger RNA, 5077 nt
Organism: Propithecus coquereli (Coquerel's sifaka)
Lineage: Eukaryota; Metazoa; Chordata; Mammalia; Primates; Indriidae
Gene: SKIC3
Product: tetratricopeptide repeat domain 37
Exons: 40
Cellular component (GO): Ski complex
Molecular function (GO): protein binding
Source: RefSeq, a predicted model, not a curated record
AUGUCCAGCAAGGAAGUGAAGACUGCUCUAAAAAGUGCUAGAGAUGCAAUCAGAAACAAAGAAUACAAAGAAGCUUUGAAACAUUGUAAGACAGUGUUAAAACAAGAGAAAAAUAACUAUAAUGCCUGGGUUUUUAUUGGUGUUGCUGCAGCUGAGCUAGAACAACCUGACCAGGCCCAGGGUGCCUAUAAGAAAGCUGCUGAACUAGAGCCAGACCAAUUACUAGCUUGGCAGGGAUUAGCAAGCUUGUAUGAGAAAUGCAAUCACAUAAAUGCUAAGGAUGACUUACCUGGUGUUUACCAAAAGCUUCUGGAUCUUUAUGAAAGUGUUGACAAACAGAAGUGGUGUGAUGUCUGCAAGAAACUUGUGGAUCUGUAUUACCAAGAAAAGAAACACCUAGAGGUGGCUCGAACAUGGCACAAAUUGAUAAAGACACGGCAGGAAGAAGGUGCAGACAACCAAGAGCUUCAUCAGCUAUGGAGGAAAUUGACUCAGUUGCUGGCUGAGAGUACUGAGGAUCAGAAUAAUGAAACUCAGCAACUGCUUUUAACUGCUUUUGAAAAUGCACUGGACUUAUCAGAUAAGAUUCCUAGUGAAGAUCACCAAGUGCUUUAUAGGCAUUUCAUUCAGUGUUUAUCCAAAUUUCCUCAUGAGACUGCUAGGCUGAAGAAGGCCUGUGAAGGAAUGAUAAACAUCUAUCCUACUGUACAGUAUCCAUUAGAAGUGCUUUGUUUGCAUUUAAUUGAAUCAGGAAGUCUUACUGAUGAGGGACAGCAAUUUUGUUGUAGACUAGUGGAAAUGAAUCCAAAAAGUGGUCCAGGCCUCAUUGGCUUAGGCGUUAAAGCAUUACAAGACAAAAAGUAUGAAGAUGCUGUUAGGAACCUAACAGAAGGGUUAAAGGAAAGCCCCCUGUGCACAAUUGGAUGGUAUCAUCUGGCAGAAGCCCAAGUCAAAAUGCAUAGACCUAAAGAAGCUGUUUUUUCAUGCAGUCAAGCUCUGAAGAACAUAGAUAAUCUGGGUGUGUCUGGUAGCAGUCUUCAUCAGAAGAAUCUUUGUCUUCAUUUGAAAGCAGAAGCAUUGAUCAAACUCUCAGAUUAUGAAUCUUCAGAGGAAGCACUUCGUACUCUUGAUCAGGUCUCUGAUGCAGAUAAUAUCCCUGGACUUUUAGUUCUUAAAAGCUUGGCUUAUGUGAACAAAGACUCAUUAGAUGAAGCUACAAAGAUUGUGGAAGACCUUCUCUCUUCUUACCCUGACCUAGCUGAAGCUCAUGCCCUUGAGGGUUCGAUUCAUUUUACCAAAAAGGACUAUCUACAAGCAGAAAAAUGUUUUCAGAGAGCACUUGAGAAAGGUGCUGAAGUUGCUGAAUAUCAGUACCAACUUGGGUUAACAUACUGGUUUAUGGGUGAAGAGACAAGAAAAGAUAAAACAAAGGCUCUUACCCACUUUCUGAAGGCCGCAAGACUGGAUACAUAUAUGGGCAAAGUUUUCUGCUAUUUAGGUCAUUAUUACAGAGAUGUAGUGGGAGAUAAAAACAGAGCCCGUGGAUGUUACAGGAAAGCUUUCGAAUUAGACGACACUGAUGCUGAAUCUGGUGCUGCAGCAGUUGACCUAAGCGUGGAGCUUGAAGAUACGGAAACUGCCUUAGCUAUCCUAACAACAGUAACUCAGAAGGCAAGUGCUGGAACAGCAAAAUGGGCCUGGCUUAGGCGAGGACUGUACUAUUUGAAAGCCGGUCAACAUUCUCAAGCAGUGGCUGAUUUACAGGCAGCAUUAAGGGCAGACCCAAAGGAUUUCAAUUGUUGGGAAUCAUUAGGAGAGGCAUACUUAAGCAGAGGUGGCUAUACAACAGCCUUGAAAUCCUUCACGAAAGCCAGUGAGCUGAACCCAGAAUCCACAUACAGUGUGUUUAAGGUUGCAGCAAUACAGCAAAUCCUAGGCAAAUACAAGGAGGCUGUAGCUCAGUACCAGCUGAUCAUUAACAAGACAGAGGAUUAUGUGCCUGCUUUGAAAGGUUUGGGCGAAUGCUAUCUUAUGAUGGCAAAAGCAGCUCUAGUUGACUAUCUUGAUGGGAAAGCUGUAGACUACAUAGAAAAAGCACUGGAAUAUUUUACUUGGGCUCUGCAGCAUCGAGCUGAUGUGUCCUGCCUUUGGAAGCUAGUUGGGGAUGCUUGCACCAGUUUGUAUGCUCUCUCACCAUCUAAAGUGAAUGUUAAUGUUUUAGGAGUCCUUCUAGGUCAGAAAGAAGGAAAACAAAUAUUAAAGAAAAAUGAGCUCCUCCAUCUUGGAGCAAGGUGUUAUGGUCGUGCAUUAAAACUGAUGUCUACAUCUAAUACAUGGUGUGAUCUUGGAAUUAAUUAUUAUCGCCAAGCCCAACAUCUAGCAGAAACAGGCAGUGACAUGAAUGAUCUUAAAGAGUUGCUGGAGAAAUCUUUACAUUGUCUGAAAAAAGCAGUGAGACUCGACAGUAAUAAUCACUUAUACUGGAAUGCUCUUGGUGUGGUUGCGUGUUACAGUGGUAUUGGAAAUUAUGCCCUUGCUCAGCACUGUUUCAUCAAAUCAAUCCAGUCAGAACAAAUUAAUGCUGUUGCAUGGACCAACUUGGGAGUGUUAUACCUUGCAAAUGAAAACAUUGAGCAAGCUCAUGAAGCUUUCAAAAUGGCUCAAUCCCUUGAUCCAUCUUAUUUAAUGUGCUGGAUUGGACAAGCUCUUAUUGCUGAGACAGUUGGAAGUUAUGACACCAUGGAUCUCUUCAGGCACACUACAGAACUCAGUAUGCAUACCGAGGGAGCAAUAGGUUAUGCAUAUUGGGUCUGCACAACAUUGCAAGAUAAAAGCAACAGAGAAACAGAGCUUUACAAGUACAACAUCCUCCAGAUGAAUGCUAUUCCAGCAGCACAAGUUGUUUUGAGUAAAUACAUAGAAAGAAUUCAGAAUUAUGCUCCAGCUUUCACAAUGUUGGGCUACUUAAAUGAACAUCUACAACUGAAAAAGGAAGCAGCAGAUGCAUACCAAAGGGCAAUUUUGUUGUUACAGACUACGGAAGAUCAAGAUACUUGUAAUGUUGCAAUAAGAAAUUAUGGCAGAUUGUUAUGUUCUAUUGGUGAAUAUGAUAAAGCUAUAGAGGCCUUUAAGUCAACGCCCCUUGAAGAGUUAGAAGACAUCAUAGGUUUCGCGUUGGCUUUAUUUAUGAAGGGGCUAUAUAAAGAGAGCAGUGAAGCCUAUGAGAGAGCCUUGUCUAUUGUUAAAUCAGAGCAAGACAAAGCCCAUAUCUUGACAGCUCUGGCAAUAACAGAAUAUAAACAAGGAAAAAUGGAUGUAGCCAAGACAUUGCUAUUUAAAUGCUCUAUCUUAAAGGAACCAACUGCAGAAAGCCUUCAAGCCCUGUGUGCACUAGGGUUGGCAAUGCAAGAUGCUACCCUGUCAAAAGCAGCACUUAAUGAGUUACUGAAGCACAUCAAACGCAAAGACAAUGAUUAUCAGAGGUGCCUUCUUACUUCAGCAAUUUAUGCACUCCAAGGCCGCAGUGUGGCCGUGCAAAGACAAACCUCUAAAGCUGUUCACAGUAACCCGGGUGACCCUGCUCUUUGGUCUCUGUUGUCCCGAGUUGUUGCUCAAUAUGCUCAACGAAAUGCAAAGGGAGGCGCUGUAGCAGGAAACGUGGCUCAUAUUCUGGACUCAAAUCAUGGGAAGAAGGCAUUACUGUAUACUGCAGUAAAUCAGUUGGCAAUGGGAAGCAGUUCAGCAGAAGAUGAAAAGAAUAUUGCACUAAAGACCAUUCAGAAGGCAGCACUCCUUUCUCCAGGUGACCCUGCUAUCUGGGCCGGGCUAAUGGCAGCCUGUCAUGCAGAUGACAAACUGGCUCUAGUGAACAACUCUCAGCCAAAGAGGAUAGAUUUGUACUUGGCAUUGUUAUCUGCCGUUUCUGCUUCAAUUAAAGACAAAGAAUUCUUUGAAAAUUACAACCAAUCUCUUGAAAUGUGGUCUCUCUCACAAGCUGUCACUGGUCUAAUAGAUACUGGAAGAAUAUCUGAAGCUGAGGCUCUCUGCACAAAGGUAUUGUUAUGGAAUGUGCAUUGAAAUUCAUGGAUUUUUAUCUUGGAAAACAACUUCAAAAAUGAAGUAUUGUGUUUGCCUGUGUUGUCUUCCCAGAAGUGUUUUUUAAAAGAUCAUAGAAUAACAGAGUGUCCUAAACUAAAAUCCUCUACAUCCUUCUCCCUUUUUGUUCCUUAGUGGUUGGCACAUGUGUAUCAGUCCCAAGGAAUGAUGGGUGCUGCAGAGAUGUGUUAUAGAAAGAGUCUACAAGUGGCAUCCCAACAGGGCAGUUGGAGUGGGAAACUUUCAAGUCUGUUGAAACUAGCACUACUUGCAUUAAAAGUCUGCAUGGCUAACAUUUCCAGUGAUCACUGGCCACCCUUGGUUCAAGAGGCUACAACUGAGGCCUUGAAACUUUGCUUUUGUCCACUGGCUGUUCUCUUACAAGCUUUGUUACAAUUCAACCGCAAAAUGGGGGCAAGAGAAACACGACGUCUUUUGGAGAGAGUGGUGUAUCAGCCUGGGUAUCCCAAAUCUAUUGUAUCAACUGCACGUUGGUACCUACUGAGACACUUAUAUGCCAAAGAUGACUAUGAGCUCAUUGACGUGCUGGUAAACAAUGCCAAAACUCACGGAGAUACAAGAGCAUUGGAACUGAAUCAGAAAUUGUCUUCACAAUAAUAUUGGAUUAUUUUAUAGUAAGGAAGCAAAGAAAAAACUGUCAAAUGACAGCAACUGUCAAAAGCAGUAGAUCAGGACUUUUUCCCAAAGCAACAUUUUUAAAAACUAUAGUUAUAAUCAUUCAUUUUUUUUCUUUUUUAAGUGUAAAGAAGUUUAAGUUUUUAAGUUAGGAAUGUAAUUUUCCAUUAACUCUUAAUCUGAUUUUAAUCUGGAAAAAAAUCUUUGGGAAGUCCAUAAUGAAAGGAAAACCAUGAUUCCCUGGGUUGCUCAACAAUUAUUUGUAAGCCAUUAUUUUCUGCAUCUUGCAUGGUGCACAAUAGAAUAUCUUGUUUUGUAAGCCCUUACAGUAAAGCCUUAAUAGCCA